Messenger RNA from Micromonas commoda, 4228 nucleotides. RefSeq lists its product with no specific name. The transcript has a single exon. The coding region runs from base 1 to 4161 and encodes 1386 amino acids. The record is from RefSeq and is a predicted model, not a curated record. NCBI's taxonomy places the organism in Eukaryota, Viridiplantae, Chlorophyta, Mamiellophyceae, Mamiellales, Mamiellaceae.
AUGCCCUCCUCGGCGUUUGCGGGCGGCGACGCGGGUCGACGCCCCCUGCGCGAGCUUCAACGGUCCGCAGACGGACACCGCCCCGCCGCGCGUCGCCGCGACGCUCGCGUGAAAGCCUCAGCGAAAGAUGACGACGCCGCCCCGGCUCGCGCGCUGGAGGACCCGGCCCUGCGGUCCAGCCUCCAGGGCCUCGCCGAGCGCAUCCUCGCCGAAGCGCCGUCGCGCGACGACGACGACGACGACAACGACGGGGAGAACGACGACGACGACGCGGGGGGGGACGCGAACCUUCGCGGCGAGACCGGCGACGUCGAGGCGACUUCGAGGAAGAAGAUGGCGGACCACGCCCUCGCGUACGCCGUCGCGAACUCGACCGCGGUGAACGCCCGAGGCGCGGUGCUCGCGGGACGCGUCGGGCGCAUCGCGCGGUCCACCGCCGCGUCGCGCGCGCGGUCGCGAUCCGCGACGCCGUCGCCCGAGCGCGGCGGGCGGCGGCCCGGUUGGCGACCCAACGGCGCCCCUCGCGACGACGAUGAUGACAAACGGCUCGGACGUCAUCGUCGCGGUCGUCGCGGAGGGAGCGGAAGACGCGCGUCGCCCGAGGUGAGGGCGUGCGCGGAAGCGACGGACAGGCUCGUCGCCGCGGUGACGCGUCAGCGCGCGGCGACGGCGGCGCGGGGCCUGGUCUUUGAGGAUGCAUCCGCCGAAGCAACCGAAGGAGCCGACGACGACGCCCCGUCGUGCGUGUCGUCCCUCUCGGAAUCGGAAGACGGCGAAAUCGACGACGGCGUCGACGGGUCCGUUCGCGGGAUCCUUCGCGGGUUCGCGGACGCCGCGACGACGAUGCCGGAUCCGUCGGAACCCAGCCCGGAUUCAUCGGUUCGACUCGACGCGACCCAACAACUUCACGCGACUUCACUCGAUCCCCCGACAUGUGACGACGCGUACCUCGCCGCGAAAUCCUUCGCCGACGAGCUCAGGGGCGUGAGCGCAUCCGCCGCGCGCGUCGUCGCGGAGCGUUUGGGUCGGUGCGAACACGACCGCGCGCAGCUGGCGCGGCACCUGGAAGAGACGAAGAGGCGGCUGGAGACGGCGGUGUCUUUCGCCGCCGAGGUGAGAGACGUGUGCGCCGCCAAGGACGAGGCGAUCGCGGCCAAGGAGGCGGAGUUGGCGGAGGCGAGGGCGGCGCUGGCGGCGGCGGCGGCGCGCACGCUCGCCUCGUCGCUCCUCCCUUCGAAACCCGUCACAACAAACCGCGAAGAAGAGGCCCCACCCGGUGAAGAGACGAAUUCUUCCCCGGGCGACUCGAAUUCGAAGGCGGCGCUAACCUUAACCCCGGCGGCGACCUACGCGGCGGACCUCGAGGAGGAGCUGCGGGCGACCCGCGCGGCGCACGCGGAGGAGAGAACGGCGCUGGAGCGAACGAUGGCGGCGAAAGACGAGGCCAACGCCGAAUCGACGGCUCGGAUGGAGAAGGAACGUGAACGGGCUCGCGCCGCGCUCCGAGACGCGGAGAUGGAGCUCCAGGAGGCGUUGGGUGACGUGACGCGCCUUCGAAGGGCUCUGUCGGAGAGUAAAGACGCGAACAAAUCCGCCGAGGACGUCGCCGCAGCGGAGUCGAAGAUGGUGGACGAGCUCCGCGGUCGCUGCCGCGAGCUCGAGGAUGAAAAAGGCGUCCUCGAGGCCCGGUUGAGGACGGCGACGGCGGAGGCGAACGGCGAGGCGGACGCGCGCGCGGACGCGUCCGCGGACAAACGCGCCGCCCGCGAGGACCUGGCCGUGUUGAAGGGCUCCCUCGAUUCGCUUCGCGCCGAGCUCGACGGCGAACGAGCCGUCGCCCAAAAAGCGGAACGCGCCAGGGCGGAGGUCAACGGAAGGCUCUUUCAGCUCACCGCCGAGGCGGACGGCCUGCGCAGGCGGCUCGCAUCCGCGAAGGAGGAGUGCGAGGCGCAGAGGAGGAGCGCGGAGGCUGCGAGGUGCCUUGCCAAGACGGCGAAGAAGGAGGAGGCGCCGCUGAGGGAGGAGCUCGCCGCCGUCAAGGAAAAUGGGGAAGAGCUCGUCGCCGAACUCGCCGCGACGCGGUUGCAGCUCGCCGCCUCGGAGCGAUCGCGCAAGGCGUCGCAAAAGGCGCUUACGGAGAAGGACGAGGAGUGCGCGGGCGCCAAGGCGGACGCGUUGCGACUGGACGACGAGGUCAAGAGGCUGGAGUCGGAGCUCGCGAAGGUUGGAGUGGCGGAGAAGAUUCGAGAGCGGGAGGCGUUACGGGCGUUACAGGAGCGCGAGUGGGAGCGCGGGGAGGCGAACGCGGACCACGCGAGGGUCCUUCGAGACGCGACGACGCGCGCGGAGGACGCCGAGCGGGAGUGCCAGUCGCUUCGUAAGCGAUCGGAGGAGGCCGAGGCUCGAGCCGACGCGGCCGAGAAUCGAACCCGCGACGUCGAAACGCGGAUCGAGCACCUCGAACGCUCAGCCAAGGACAGCGCCCGCGCCAGCAAGGGCAGCUCGCUCACCGCGGAGAUCAACUCCGCCCUGCGCCAGGAGCUCGAGGAGCUCGGGUUGGAGCUGGCGACGGCGAGGGAGGAGACGGAGGCUCGUCUCGCCGAACGCGACCGAGUUCGAGCCGAUCUCAAAGUUCAAAACGAGGAAUUCGCCAAGCUGGAAGCCGCCCUUGGCCGCGCGGAAGCCAGGGCGGGCGACGCCGAGGCUGCGCACGCCGCCUCUGCGCGAACGGUCGACUCUUUAAGGACGGAGCUGACGCAAAUGGCGCGCAAAAUCGCCGAGCUCGAACUCGCCGCGGAAGCCGCGUUCGUCGAGCGAUCGAACCUCGCGAGGAAUACCGAGGCGCUCGAGCGCGAACUCGCCGAGGUCAAAACGGCCAAAGAAACGCUCGAAGGGGAGACGUGGGCGCUCAGGGAGGAGCUCGCGGAGGCGACGAUUGUGAGGUUGGAGCGCGCCGCGGCUGGAGGUUCCGACGUCAGCCCCGCGGCUGGCGACGCCUCUGCUGAUGUGGCCGAUGACGCGGCUUCUGCUGAUGUGGCCGAUGACGUGGCUUCUGCUGAUGUGGUCGAUGACGUGGCUGUCGAAGCCCCCGAGGCGAAGAAGGGACGCCCCGCGCCUCGAACGCCGAUUCUCGCGGACGGACGCUCCUCCGUCUCCUCCCUCUCCUUCUCCGUCUCUGGAACGUCCCCGAUCGCUUCUGGAACGUAUCCGGUGACGCCGGCGGAGGACGUCACCGCCGCGAUGGCCGCCACCGCCGCCGCGCGAGAGGAGACCGCGAACGCCGAGGCGCAGCUCGAGCAAAUCGCCGAGGCGCUCGUCAGGGCGGAGGUUUCCCUGUCCGAGAGGGACGCGCGGUGCGAAGAUUUGCGCCGCGAAGUUGACGUCGCCAACGGAAAGGCGGCGGCGGCGGAACACAGAGCCGCCGUCGCCGAGCGGGGCGCGAGCGCGGCGCGCGCGGAGCUGGGCCUGGCGCUGGAACGAGUUGCAAAGGAGCGAACCAGGGCGGCCGCGGCCGAGUCGCAGCUCUCGUCCGCGAAGAGGCUCCUCGCCGAGGCUUCCUCCGCGUCGCGGCGGGCGCCCGGUGACUCACCGCCCGGCGCCGAAGCCGGUUCGCCGACGGCGCCGCAGACGACGCCGGCGACGCCGAACGACGAACUCGCGCUGCGGCAGCGGCUUCGGGAGUCCGUGUACGAGAUCGAGCUGCUGAGGGCCAAGGUUCGGGUGAUGGAGGCGAAGGCGGAGGUUGGUGGACGCGAGGGGUUGGCGGAGGAUGCGAGCUUCGAGGGUGGCGACGGAGCGAGUUUCGACGGCGAUGACGGGGGCGACGUGAGUUUCGAGGGGGGCGAGUGCGCCGAGGCGAGGGCGUCGUCGUCGUCCACCACCCCGUCCGAGGUGUCCCCGAUGUCGAGGGCUCUCGGCUUGUCCGUCACGGGGGAGACGACGCCGACGCUCUCCGCCGACGCGACCACGCAGCCGGCGACCACGCAGCCCAGCCCGGCGACGCCAGCCGUGUCCGAGAGCGACGACGGGAGCGGGAGCAGCUUUCACGGGUUCACGGAUCCGAAGCUCAAGCGCAUGCUCCAGGAGGAGGAGGACGGGACGAUGAGCCCGUACGUGUUUCCCGGCUGGAGGAGAGACGGCGAGCGGGACGCGUCGUCUUAGUCUUAGACGGUUCGAACAGACUUUCGCGCGUAGUCCGUGAUUAAAAAAAGUGAGCUCGGCUGGGCGA